AUGGCAAACAAAUACAUCCUUCCUCUGAUUCUUUCUCUUAUAGUCAUCUCCUCUGUUUCAGCUAACUUCCAAAGAGACGUUGAGAUCACUUGGGGAGAUGGUCGUGGACAGAUCACGAACAAUGGAGAGCUUCUCACUUUGUCUCUAGACAAAUCCUCUGGCUCUGGUUUCCAAUCCAAGAAUGAAUACUUGUUCGGCAAAAUCGACAUGCAGAUGAAACUCGUCCCUGGUAACUCCGCAGGAACAGUCACAACACUCUACGUAAGUUACAUCACAAACUAUCUUCAUUAUAUUACAGAACAUUUUGAAUUUCUUGUUUCUAAAAUGAAUUUUUUUUUUUGUUACAGCUAA
This is a messenger RNA of Eruca vesicaria subsp. sativa (arugula), 351 nucleotides long. Lineage: Eukaryota; Viridiplantae; Streptophyta; Magnoliopsida; Brassicales; Brassicaceae. The record is from the annotation of a GenBank genome assembly.